AUGCAGUUUUCCGUCUUCUCCACCAGCUUCCUCGUCGCCAUCCUAGCUGGCACUGCCCUCGCAGCCCCCUCUAACCUCAAGGAAAGGUCCAGCACCAACCCAUGCGGUAAAGGCAGGGACUGCUGUUAUAGCAGCAAGCCCGCGUGUGAGAGACAAGUGGGCUCUCUCGCUUACUAUCUCACCUGCUUUGACCCCGACGUCGUGACCUACUGCUCUGACGAAGGCAUUACAAUGGCUCAAUGCGAUGCCGAUUGCUGCUCCAUCAAGACAACGUUUGGUCGUAGCUGCUCUUAA
Parastagonospora nodorum SN15 is the source of this 294-nucleotide messenger RNA. RefSeq lists its product as hypothetical. The coding region runs from base 1 to 294 and encodes 97 amino acids. The record is from RefSeq and is a predicted model, not a curated record. Lineage: Eukaryota; Fungi; Ascomycota; Dothideomycetes; Pleosporales; Phaeosphaeriaceae. The transcript is spliced from 3 exons.